AUGCCCCCUGGAGGCCCGGCUUGUAUAACCUGCCGUGAAAAGUGUCGCAAAUGCGACCGCACAAAACCCGUUUGUCAAAGAUGUAUGAGCAAGGGCCUUGAAUGUAAAGGCUAUCCCGAUAAGUUCCGCUUUGCGGGGCUAGCGACUCGGGGCAAGUGGAAGAAUCGCGCGGUCCCAAGUGAGGCCCGUAACCACGCCGGGCGGAGACAGCCCAGCUUGGAGGCCAACCCUGCAGGUUCGGCUAGCCGAGAAAACACCGAGCGCCUUCAAAAUUCCACAUCACUCAGUGACGCAACCGUUGCGGCAACACGACCAACCUUUGCCCAUGAUCAAACAAUAUGUCCUCAUCAGAUUGCGCUUGCCCCUGGUAUGGACAAUCCGUAUCAAUUUUAUGUCUUACCACUCGCAUAUGAACAGAUAGGUCUGCUCUACGCAGUCCUGGGGCUCACAGCCUGUCAUCUCGGAAUCCAAAAAGAAGAUUUAUAUCUACGAGAAACUUUGGCAGUGGAAUACCGAGUCAGAGCCAUAAGUCGUCUCGGAGAAACGCUUCAGAACGGGUUGUCUGGCGAGUUGAGUGAGAAUGAACGAGAUGGAAUCUUCGCUACUAUACAAAUCUUGUUACUGCAAGAUAUUUUCGAAUCUGGCAUUUCCACCCACGGUGCCCAUAUCACAGGCGCGCUAUCUAUUUGCAACCAAUUGCGCUUGUCAGAUAGCUUGACCCGGGAACAUGAGCAAACCGUGUUCUUUCUGGGAAAUCUCGCAUGGCUUGACAUCAUUCGAUCGCUUACAGACCCCCGAAGAUUGUGUUUUUCUUCUGAUCUCAGAGAGGCUAUCGUGAAGCUAAGUGACUUGAAAUUCGAACGUGUUAAUGGCAUUCCACGCACGUUAUUUCUCAUCAUGGGCAAAGUUAUGGAGCAUGCGAAGGCCCACGCUCUUGGAAACAUAGCGAAAUCAGAAUUUGAGAGCGCUCUUGAAUCUUACAAAAGUGACUUCUAUUCAUGGCGAUUCCCGGUCGAUGGAUAUCCAGAUGACAACCCACGGUGGCCUGCAGUCGCAGAGGCAUUUCGUCACGCAUGUAUACUCCACACAUCCCGCCUGAUGGAUGUAACGCAGCCAGCUGAAGCGCAAGUCAUACAAAACUCCGUCAUCGCCAUCUUGGAUGCCGCGGCCGAAAUUCCAGCCCAAUGUCGUCUUAUCGAGCUGCUGGUUAUGCCACUUUUCAUGGCUGGGGCGGAUGCAUUGUCUUCAUUUGCUCGACAUUAUGUUUUAUUGCGGUUUGACCAUGUGAAAAACCAUGGAGGUCUUGGGAACCUGAUGCCAAUCUUCCUGCUCCAAUCCGUCUGGAAUGGUCGCAGUAGACAAACGAAACACGACAACAGCAACAUCUACUGGGUCUUAUUUGUAAGUAUACUCAUUCUUAGGACGCCGCUCGGCUGUUAA
Penicillium salamii is the source of this 1440-nucleotide messenger RNA. The record is from the annotation of a GenBank genome assembly. Lineage: Eukaryota; Fungi; Ascomycota; Eurotiomycetes; Eurotiales; Aspergillaceae.